CUGCAGUUCAUUUGUCCAUCAUGUGAUAGUUCAGUGUUGGAAACAAGAACUGUCCAGAACAAUCCAACAAACAAAGUGGGAACCAUUCUGCUAGUAUGACAGAUAAAGUGACAGAGUUGGUGUCAAAGUGCCUGCAGGCCCGGGACAUGGCCUACUGUCCCUACAGCCGCUUCCCUGUUGGUGCUGCCAUUUUAACAGCAGAUGGGGUCAUAAUCACAGGUUGUAAUGUGGAGAAUGCCUCCUACGGUCUGACAGUGUGUGCAGAGAGGACAGCCAUCCAGAGAGCUGUAGCUGAGGGACAUAGACAGUUCACAGCCAUCGCUGUGACAUGUGAUAUCAAAGACCGUUUUGUUGGACCCUGUGGAGCAUGCAGGCAGGUUCUCAUGGAGUUUGGAUCAAACUGGACUGUAUAUUUGACCAAGCCGGAUGGAACUUAUAAAGAAACUAAGCUCAGUGAACUGCUACCUUUAGCAUUUUCCCCUGAACACCUCUCAAAGAACUGAUCCACCGGGUCUUUGAAUGGCCUAAGGCCCCCUAUAAACCCUGCUAUGGAUUUAUUACAACCAAGUAACCAUAAUCAUACCAUCAAUGUAACUCAUUUGUAGCAGCUAAAAAAAUGUGUCUAGUUUGUUUUAAACCAGAAGUUGAUUAUCUAUAAUAACUGGCUGUAAAAUUUGUUUGUGUCAAAUUGCAUUAAGAUGUGCAUCAACCUGAAUAAAUGUUAACUUUUAGGAUAGCUGAGUAGAAUUAAAUAAAUCAGAAACUA
Messenger RNA from Girardinichthys multiradiatus, 766 nucleotides. RefSeq names its product zgc:103586. The record is from RefSeq and is a predicted model, not a curated record. Gene Ontology annotation, molecular function: cytidine deaminase activity; zinc ion binding. The coding region runs from base 96 to 503 and encodes 135 amino acids. The transcript is spliced from 5 exons. Lineage: Eukaryota; Metazoa; Chordata; Actinopteri; Cyprinodontiformes; Goodeidae. Gene Ontology annotation, cellular component: cytosol.